UCCAAUGUCAAAACAGUUGGCAAAAGUUUUCGAUCUAGGGUUUGCUGUAUCAAAAUAAAUUUGUGAUGUUUGAAUGUAGUACAUAAUUAUCUUGUCAACGUUAUCUAAGUCCUAUUAAAGCCAUAAAUUCUCAUACCGUAUGAGUAAAUAAAUAUGAAAUGAACAUCGUGUGCUGUAAACAUCGCCACUGUUCAUGUAAACAAAUCUACCGGAUUGCCUUAUAGUGUUCUUUGCCAACUAUUUUGAUCAAUUCCUGGUGUAGAUGGGUCAGGAAAUACAAGGCCAAGCCCCUAAACUACGUUAUUCUAGACUUAGUUAUAGUAUUUCUUGUGUAAACUGUACCAUUAUUAUUACAAACAGUAAACACAUUGUAAUGGGCAAUAGUUAGCACGCUAUUGCCCUUUUAAAGCCCCGAUAUAUCUGCAUUUAGUUCUAUACAGUUAAUGUUAUGACAAGAUUCAUCUGACCUGCCACUAAAGUUCUGGUAGUUGAUGGACAUACAAGACAUUCAUGAUGGGAAAAAUAACAAUAAUGGUUGUACUCUGCUCAUUAGCAUGUGUGCAGGGACAGUUCUUCGAAGAUCGGCGGUGUAGGUGCGUCUGCCCUAGCCCGGCUUCGGUUCUAAAUAUCUCGUCAACUAGGCAAAUAUUCACAGGGAACGUUCCUCCAAAUAAGUGUCACUGUGAAGGCGUGGUCAUCCCUUUGAUCGGCAAGGAGAUCGAAGGGAAGGUACACCUCCUCUGUCCGCGGUGCGAGUGUUCCUACCAGACGCGAAACACGACACUUAUUAUGGGCGUAGUGUUUCUUAUGCUAACACUGAUCGGGAUGGCGGUUAUUUACAUGAUCACCCUCCUGUGGCUGAACACCUGGGUCAUGAGUCAGCGGACGGAAACCCCCAGAGACGCGAUAGAAGACGGCAAAGGUCGCACUGAGGAAGAGGAUAGGCUGUUGUUGUGUGAAGACCCGGAGGAUUGAAACUGGACAGUAACACAGUGGAUUCAAGAAAAGAGACAAUUUUGAAGAGUUCUGGGUUGAUGAGAGCAAAAGCUACAUUGGAGUAAACAAGUCUAGAAUAUUAGACCUUAUUUUUGAUACUACAGAAUAUUUAUUUUAAUAUUUUUUUAAAUAAUGUUGAUGUUGUUCGUUUUGACUUUAUUAAUUGAAAGAGUGAGACUAGUUGUAACAAAUAAUAAGAAUUGACUAUCGAUUGUCAACGAAAAUAAGUUGAAAGUAUUUUCAUAAUAUUUUUAUGUACCUCUCUUUGAGUUAAAAGUACUAAGUUGCUACCUAUUUUUUGAGAUAACAUUAAAAGUUAAAUUGUUAUCGAUAUAGAUUUUUCAAUAAUAAUUAGUUUACUGUGUAUGAGGAAUAGAUAUAGUGUUUAAACAUAUAUUUUUAUACAUAAGCUGUGAAAACUGUUCUUCAUAGGAAAGUUUUCUGGCGAUUGAAAAAUCGGCCUCAACUAAGUACCCAUAUUCUAUAUGUAUGUUCCCAGUUCUCAAUUCGAGAUAAGACGAACAUUAAUAGGCAUGACGAAUCAAAACAGGAAUUAGUCCGUCUUUUAAAUAACUCUAAAAUAAUGGACACGUAUUUUUUAACUUUUUUCACAGACCAAUAACAACGAAGAUACAACACGUUUUAAUUUUGUGUUACGUCAUUUUUAGGUACAAAUACAUAAAAGUGACGUCACAAACUCCCACUCCUAACCUUUAACGCCUUUUAACAAAGUGAAUUUUUAAUGUUUUGUUAAAAAUAAAAAAUACGUGUUCAAUUUAUUUUUGGUAAUCUAAAAGACGGACUAUUCUAUUAAAAUCACUAUUUUUUAACCCUUUGGUCUAUUAUAUACGUGCGAAUGCCAAAGUUAUGGGACUGAAACGAAAUUGUGUUAUUACGUAUGUACGUAUUUUGUUGCAUUUGUUACAAGUUCUUAUCAUGUAAAUAUGUCGUAUUAUUAUUGAGCUUUUGUAUAUUUUAAUAAAUUUUAAUUUAAAUCUUUGAGUA
Messenger RNA from Helicoverpa zea (corn earworm), 2001 nucleotides. RefSeq names its product putative protein 2. The transcript has 6 exons. The coding region runs from base 511 to 975 and encodes 154 amino acids. The record is from RefSeq and is a predicted model, not a curated record. Gene Ontology annotation, cellular component: lysosomal membrane. NCBI's taxonomy places the organism in Eukaryota, Metazoa, Arthropoda, Insecta, Lepidoptera, Noctuidae.